Molecule: messenger RNA, 4362 nt
Organism: Myotis brandtii (Brandt's bat)
Lineage: Eukaryota; Metazoa; Chordata; Mammalia; Chiroptera; Vespertilionidae
Gene: LMNB2
Product: lamin B2
Exons: 12
Coding region: 1-1758 (585 amino acids)
Source: RefSeq, a predicted model, not a curated record
AUGGGGCAAUAUCGGGAGACGUAUUUGGUUGCCCCGACUGGAGGUGGUGGUGCUGCUAGUGACAUCAGGAGCUGUGUCCCAUGGCCGGCCACCCUGGGGCGCCUGCUGCUGUGGGGGCUUUCCCUCACCCGGGCCUUGCUCUCUCCCCAGGUAAGCGGCAUUAAGACGCUGUACGAAUCGGAGCUGGCCGAUGCCCGCCGAGUGCUGGAUGAGACAGCCCGGGAGCGGGCCCGGCUGCAGAUCGAAAUAGGGAAACUCAGGUCUGAGGUGGAAGAGGCCAACAAAAGCUCCAAGAAGAGGGAUGGUGAGCUCACGGUGGCCCAGGGCCGCGUGAAGGAACUGGAGUCCCUAUUCCACCGGAGUGAGGCGGAGCUGGCCGCUGCCCUCAGUGAUAAGCACAGCCUCGAGAGUGAUGUGGCCGAGCUUCGGGCCCAGCUGGCCAAGGCAGAGGACGGUCAUGCAGUGGCCAAGAAGCAGCUGGAGAAGGAGACGCUGAUGCGCGUGGACCUGGAGAACCGCUGUCAGAGCCUGCAGGAGGAGCUCGACUUCCGCAAGAGCGUCUUCGAGGAGGAGGUGCGGGAGACACGCCGGCAGCAUGAGCGGCACCUAGUGGAGGUGGACAGCGGCCGGCAGCAGGAGUACGACUUCAAGAUGGCACAGGCACUGGAGGAGCUGCGAAGCCAGCACGACGAGCAAGUGCGGCUCUACAAGCUGGAGCUGGAGCAGGCCUACCAGGCCAAGCUGGACAAUGCCAAGCUGUGCUCUGACCAGAAUGAUAAGGCCGCCAGCGCUGCCCGUGAGGAGCUGAAGGAGGCACGCAUGCGAGUUGAGUCCCUCAGCUACCAGCUUUCCAGCCUCCAGAAGCAGGCUAGUGCAGCUGAGGACCGGAUCCGGGAGCUGGAGGAGGCCAUGGCCGGGGAGCGUGACAGGUUCCGGAAGAUGCUGGAUGCUAAGGAGCUGGAGAUGACGGAAAUGCGAGAUGUGAUGCAGCAGCAGCUGGCCGAGUACCAGGAGCUGCUGGACGUCAAGCUGGCUCUGGACAUGGAGAUCAGCGCCUACCGCAAGCUGCUGGAGGGCGAGGAGGAGAGGCUGAAGCUUUCCCCCAGCCCAUCGUCACGGGUCACCAUCUCAAGGGCCACCUCGAGCAGCGGCAGCAGUGUGUCCAUGAUGGGACGCUCUGGCCGCAGCAAGCGGAGGCGGCUAGAGACAGAGGAGCCACCGGGCACAGGCUCCAGUGGCAUCAGCUUGGGCAGCGGCAGCAGCAGCAGCAGCAGCUUCCACCUGGCCCAGCAGGCCUCAGCCUCGGGCAGCGUUAGCAUUGAGGAGAUCGACCUGGAGGGCAAGUUUGUGCAGCUGAAGAACAGCUCCGACAAGGACCAGUCUCUGGGGAACUGGAGGAUCAAGAGGCAGGUGCUAGAAGGGGAGGAGAUUGCCUACAAGUUCACACCUAAGUAUGUGCUCCGGGCUGGCCAGACUGUCACGGUGUGGGCAGCUGGUGCAGGGGUGGCCCACAGCCCCCCAUCGACACUUGUGUGGAAGAGUCAGAACAGCUGGGGGACAGGCGAGAGCUUCCGGACUGUCCUGGUCAACGCCGAUGGGGAGGAAGUGGCCAUCAGAACGGUGAAACAGUCCUCGGUGGUGCGGGAGACCGAGAACGGGGAGGAGGGAGAAGAAGAGGGAGCCGAGUUUGGCGAGGAGGAUCUUUUCCAUCAGCAGGGGGACCCGAGGACCACCUCGAGAGGCUGCCGCGUGAUGUGAACGGAACACGCCUCACCACAUCUUUCCCCAGAGCCACUGAAGACUAUUUUUAUAUCAUUGGCUUUCUUCAGUCCUUCACACAUUUCUAGAGCAUUUUUAAGCAAACUGCCAGAUGUGGGGUGGGUCUGUUCUGUUCUGUCAGUGGGUUUCUAUGGGCCCUCCCUCCAACCACUGUCCAGGUGUCUUUCGGUGCCCGUUUCCCGUGGGUUGAACUCCAGGCCCAGGAACCUACUGGCUGAUGGGUUUGGUCUUGGAGGCUGGAGGGGCCCACGUACUGCCCCUCCCUCCCCAGUCUAACGGGACGGCAGAGAAGCCGCAGGGAUUCAGUAGGUGUCCUUUGUGUUAUUAAGCUUUUAAAAACCAAAAUCAGAGACCAGGUUCCUGCCUGGUGGGAUAGGGGUGUCCCCAGUGGGUUUGGUGGCUCUGCCCACCAGAACAUGGUGUGGGAGCUCUUGGGAGUCACAGGUUUUACUGUCCGCCUGGCUUCAGGGUUGUUGCAGCUCCUGCUCUGAAGGUGUUGAGUGGCAGCAGGGUUUUCCGCCGGUGUCAAUCAGGGCACCGUUGGGUGGGGGCUCCUCGUUCCCAUGACGGCUGCCAAACCAGACCAGUAGGACAGGAGAGGAGGAAACCUGGGGCAGGAGCACUUCCAACCCAAGACGCAACCAGGUCCAGUGAGGGCCCAGGGUGAACCUCGGCAGCACACGCCUCAGGUUCUAGAACCAGGUCCACGUGUAACCACUUCGUGCCUCCUGUCACGAAGACACUGACUUCAGGGUGAGCCCCUGGAUGCACCCCCAAAUACACCUCGUGCCGGGGCUGAAUGCCAGCCUCCCGCCUCCAUAUAUAUAUAUAUAUAUAUGGUGACCCCAAAAAAUGUAUACACACACUUUGAAUAAUUAUAAAGGCAGUGUUUAUUAAAACACAUUUCAUUUUCAAAAUUGAGCUAUCAGCUAUUACAGUGUGUACAUUUUUUGUGGACGCACUGUAUUCUGCACAUAUAUCACUGUUCUUGCUUCUAUCUGUAACUCUUGCGGAAAUUAUGUUACUCAGGCCACUGCCAGCUGACCCCUUUAGGGUGGUUCCAUGUCACAGGCUAGCUUCUGGCUGCCCAGUGACCCUCUCUGCAUUAGCCUACCGUUUACAGCCCCCACCUAGAUACACAGAAGUUAUUUUUUUAAUGGAUAUUUAUUUUUUUACAUUGGUCAGUACUCAGAUUGCCGAUCCUGCUUCCAUGGCUCAGGCCAGUCAUGGGGACAGCCCCCAGGGAGCCUGUCCGUGAGCUCUGAGCCCGCAGAUGGCACACUUCUUCAGAAAGGGCAGCUCAAGUCUUACUUAAACACUCGCUAUGAGCCAGGGCGGCGUGCUGCCUGGGCAGCAGUCUCAGAGCACCCAGUGGCUGGCCCUGCGGGUCCCCUGGCUGGGAGAAGCACACCUGCCCAUUUGCCCUGCACACACCCCCAGGCCUGGCUUUCCUUGGGAAUUGCUUACAGUGAGGAGGUGGAGCCCCAGUGGCUGACAACCUAAAUGUGCUGUUGUGUUGAGUUCACCCAUAGCCCUCGCUUUACAUCUGGGUCCUCCCCAUGGCCACCCUACGUUCCCAGGCCUAGGAGGGAAGGGUGUCACCAGGACUCAAAGAAGGGUCUGGUGGGCCCCAGAGAGCUUGCCCGCCUGGCAGUGCAGCACCCUGUACCCCACCCGAACCUCUCCUGGGAGUGCUUGCAGGGCUCCUGGGGCUGAAGGUUGUGUGCACCCCCCACCCCAGACAAAAGAGGCACUGACAUCCAGUGACAUUUUGGGGGAAUCUGGGAGAUCAAAACUGGGUCCUUGAAUUUGGGUCUGGUUUGCUAACAGUCAUUCUCAGUUACAAGCUCAUGGACAGAAAGGGAGAGCCCCUCCCCCCCAGUGCUUGGCAGAGGCCUUGGGUGGAGCUGGGAAGUGGUCCAGGCCACCAGGGGGGAGGGUCAUCUGGACCCGGGGGUGACACUCACCAGUAAUCAAGUGUUUGGAACCAUGGAGCAGAAAUCAGUGUGAAAUUGCUGCCAUGGCCUGGGAAACAGUGCACGUGUCCUUAAACAAGCUGAGCUUUAAGCCACUUACAAUGAUGCAGAAGUGAGUCCUCCGUCUGAGCCCUUGUCAUGUGACUGAACCCAGCAUUGUUCCCAGAGAAAACCAGACCGGCCCCCAGCAGCGGCGAGGGGGCGGCCUGCAGGGAGGUGUCUGCGAGGGCACUAGUCCAGAGCCCAGCCUGGGCGCCCACCCAGGACAUGGCCACUCAGCUAGUUUCCUAGCGGAGACUCGUACAGCGGCCCCUGCAGUUGUGUUCACAUUAGCAUACCCACAGGGCUAACCUUCCCCAGCAGAGCUGCUCACCAGGUUUCCCGUCCAACCCGACACCUCAGCACAACUAGCAGUGGAGGAGGCUUCCAGAACUGCGGGGGGGGGGGGGGGGGGGGUCUGCACUUUCAUUUCAGAUGUAUUGGUGGUUUUUAAGGUGCAUGCCAAAUGUGUGGUCUUUUUUUUUUUUUCCCCUCCAAUGCUUUGUAAUAUACAUUUUCUGACUGGAAACGUUUUUGUACAACACUCCAAUAAACAUUUUGCUUUUAA